Exophiala aquamarina CBS 119918 is the source of this 1848-nucleotide messenger RNA. Its product is annotated as carnitine O-acetyltransferase. Lineage: Eukaryota; Fungi; Ascomycota; Eurotiomycetes; Chaetothyriales; Herpotrichiellaceae. Gene Ontology annotation, biological process: carnitine metabolic process. The record is from RefSeq and is a predicted model, not a curated record. Gene Ontology annotation, molecular function: carnitine O-acetyltransferase activity. Gene Ontology annotation, cellular component: mitochondrion; peroxisome. The coding region runs from base 1 to 1848 and encodes 615 amino acids. The transcript is spliced from 3 exons.
AUGGCCCCCGCCAACAAGAGGAAGCAGUCAACCAAGACCCAGUUUUGGGUCACUGAAGAAUACCGUGAGGAUCCCUCCAAAGGCCCCAUGCUCCGAUUCGAGGACUCUCUCCCUCGACUACCUGUGCCUGCGCUCGAGGAGACCUCCGCCCGCUACCUGAAGAGCAUCCAUCCUCUCCUGACCAAAGAGGAGUUUGCCAGAUCCCAAAAAGCUGUUGCCGAGUUCAACAAGCCAGGAAGUCUUGGCUCAAAACUUCAGGAGCGCUUAAUAAACAAGGCUCAAGAUCCCAAGGUCAAGAAUUGGAUAGCAGACUGGUGGAACGAGGCUGCUUAUCUGGCAUACCGCGACCCCGUUGUGCCUUAUGUCUCUUACUUCUAUUCCUUCCGCGAUGAUCGACACAGACGGAAUCCCGCAAAACGCGCAGCGGCAAUAACUACAGCCGCCCUCGAGUUCAAGCGCCAGGUCGAUACCGGCUCUCUGGAGCCUGAGUACAUGCGAAAGAAGCCUAUGGCCAUGAGCAGCUACGAGUACAUGUUCAAUACCUCUCGUGUAGCUGCCCUCCCCUCAGACUACCCCAUCCAAUAUCCCGCUGAAGGCAAUGAGCAUAUCAUUGUCAUGCGAAACAAUCAGUUCUUCAAAGUCCAAACACAUGUCGCAGGACAGCGGCUGAACACCUCCGAGCUCGAACAACAAUUCAACAAAAUCUAUAAAAGUGCGGCGACUACCACCCCCAUCGGCGCCCUUACUUCCUUCCCUCGCGACCAAGGCGCGAAAGCCCGUGAAAAUCUGCUCGCCGCCUCCCCACUCAACGCUGCAACACUCAAAGAAAUCGAAGCCUCCUCCUUCAUCGUAGCACUGGACUCUGCUAGUCCAGUCACUCUCGAAGAACGAGCGCAUGCCUAUUGGCACGGCGAUGGUGCCAAUAGAUGGUAUGAUAAGCCUCUCCAAUUCAUCAUCAACGACAACGGCACUGCAGGGUUCAUGGGCGAACACAGCAUGAUGGACGGCACUCCCACCCACCGACUAUGCGAUACUGUGAACGCUUUGAUCGUCCACAACAAACUAGACUUCAACAAUCCUUCCAUCCGCUCCGAUCUUCCCGAUCCAGUUGCCUUGAACUUUGAAACUUCUGCAGCGGUUCUUGAAGAUGUAGCAACUGCCCAAGCUCAAUUCCGUCAAGUCAUUGCUUCUCACGAUCUCCGAGUUCAAGCUUAUCAAGGCUAUGGCAAGGGUCUGAUCAAGAAAUUCAAAUGCUCCCCUGACGCGUAUGUCCAGAUGAUUAUCCAAUUGGCAUACCACAAGAUGUACGGCAAGAACCGUCCCACCUAUGAGUCUGCUGCAACAAGAAAAUAUCAGCUUGGCCGAACCGAGACAACAAGAACCGUCUCCGACGAUUCAGUUGCCUUCUGUGAUGCUAUGGCAGAUCCUUCUGUCUCUCGCGAAGAAGCUGAGCGGCUCUUCCGCGAAGCAGUCAAAGCUCAUGUACAAUAUACUGCCGAUGCAAGUGACGGAUAUGGUGUGGACAGGCACCUUUUCGGUUUGAAGAAGCUGGUCCAAGAGGGCGAGGAACUACCGGAGAUCUUUAAAGACCCAGCAUUUGCCUACUCUAGCUCUUGGUAUAUCUCAUCAAGCCAAUUGAGCUCCGAGUACUUCAACGGUUAUGGCUGGAGCCAAGUCAUUGACCAAGGAUGGGGUAUUGCAUAUAUGAUUAACGAAAACAGUCUACAGUUCAACGUUGUCUCAAAAAAACUCGGUUGUGAUCGCAUGAGCUUCUACCUUAAUGAAGCCGCAAAUGAUAUCCGAGAGUUGCUGACGCCAUCACUUGAGCCACCCAAGGCUAAACUAUAA